Sporothrix brasiliensis 5110 is the source of this 396-nucleotide messenger RNA. Its product is annotated as 50S ribosomal protein L14. NCBI's taxonomy places the organism in Eukaryota, Fungi, Ascomycota, Sordariomycetes, Ophiostomatales, Ophiostomataceae. The coding region runs from base 1 to 396 and encodes 131 amino acids. The record is from RefSeq and is a predicted model, not a curated record. Gene Ontology annotation, biological process: translation. Gene Ontology annotation, cellular component: mitochondrial large ribosomal subunit; ribosome. The transcript is spliced from 2 exons. Gene Ontology annotation, molecular function: large ribosomal subunit rRNA binding; structural constituent of ribosome.
AUGAUUCAAUUAAAAUCUAUGCUCAACUGCAUCGACAACUCGGGCGCCGCCCUCGUCGAGUGCGCCAUGGUCAUCGGGCAGAAGCGGCACGCGGGAAUUGGCGACCGCAUUGUUGUUGUUGUGCAGAAGCAUCGCAAUGCGGCAGCGGACGGCUUGGCGGGCAUGUCGGCGGGUAACCGGGUGAAGCGCGGCGACAUCCGGCAGGCGGUGGUGGUGCGGACACGGUACCCAGUGCGGCGCAAGGACGGCAGCGUGCUGCGGUUUGAUGACAACGCGUGCGUGCUGAUCAGCAAGGCGGGCGACCCCGUGGGCACGCGUGUCAACGGUGUCGUGGGCCAGGAGCUGCGGCGAAAGAAGUGGAGCAAGAUUCUGUCGAUGGCGACGAUGCACGCAUGA